AGAGCUGGCCCGUUUUCAGCUUUGAAAUGGAGGCCCCACCGACAGCUAUACUGGAGCUGACAUUGAUACGAGGGAGGUAGAGCCACUAAUGAAUAACAAUUACUCUCAUACCCGCAGAAGUGGACGUGUGUGGAAAUUCUAAUCCCUGCAAGAGUUCAGAGCAGUGCGUUAACAUAGCAACUGGACCGGAGUUCUACAGUUGCAGUCCAGGCCCCUCUCCCACCAACACACCAACAACCAAGGCCCCCUCUAAACCAACAAGUUCCACAGGUGUAACAGCUGGAGUUGUGGCCGGCUGUGCUGUUUUGCUCCUUACUCUCUGCAUCCUAGUCAUCGUCUUCAUCCUGGCCCUCAGGAGAAGAUUAAACACACAGACUGUUGCCUUUAAAGGGAGCAGAGAUGAUAAGAACGGGGACUCGUACAGUCGCGAGUCAGGUCUCGGCGGCCUCAUGGACAACCCCAUGUAUGAGGUCAGCAUGAAGGGAACACACCUCCCCCUCGGCAAGAGCUCCUCCCUCGAAAUGGGGGUGGAGUAUGACGUCGAUAACCCUCUCUACAUGUUGGGGAUUCCAGGAGACCCAUCGGGCAACGGGUCAAUCCGUGGACACGACUAUGACUAUGCGACACCAGACGAGGUCCAGCCUACUUCCUUUGUCCCCCUCCUCGGGAAGGAGUUUGAGAUGUAUGCCGAGCCCGACAUUGGCCAGCCACUCUCCCCCGUCCUCUCCUCCCCUUACUCUCACCCUCGCUCCCAGCACCAGUACCAGGAGCCGCCGCCCACUCCACCUCACAAGCCAGGGCCCAUCUACGACGAUCCACUGUCGUUACCAGAGAUCAAAGAGGCCAGCCCCGCUAAUUUAGAGAAUCACUACGAGACAGCAGAGGAUGUGUUGGAAGCAGCAAAUGAUCCCCAGUACACUAUAUAUGACAGCGAAAAAGAAGAGAACUAGAGUUCUCCCAGGCAGCUCUUUCGUCCUCAAGAAUGUCAUUUGAACACACAGCCACUAUUCAUAGAUUGCAUCAUCAUUCAUAACAUAAACGUGCUAAGCACAUUGAUUCUCUUAUGUAAACACAAAGAAUUUUCAUUACUGUCUGACGGUGUAAGAGGAAUGCUCAUGUUUCUUGUCAAACAUUGUAGGAGGGUAACUUAUGAAUAUCGGAGUCCAAACGUUCACUAUCUACAGCUAGUCAAAGCAAUCCCUGCACACCACAUGCUCCCAUGUGUCCUUACCACAACUGGUGGA
Molecule: messenger RNA, 1244 nt
Organism: Geodia barretti
Lineage: Eukaryota; Metazoa; Porifera; Demospongiae; Tetractinellida; Geodiidae
Source: the annotation of a GenBank genome assembly